Molecule: messenger RNA, 3422 nt
Organism: Solea solea (common sole)
Lineage: Eukaryota; Metazoa; Chordata; Actinopteri; Pleuronectiformes; Soleidae
Product: transmembrane protein 238-like
Exons: 2
Coding region: 302-853 (183 amino acids)
Source: RefSeq, a predicted model, not a curated record
GACGUGUGCCAGGGGGCGGGGCCAGCGCACAGGUAAUCGGUGCACAGGUGUAAACGUGAGUUUGUGGAGCUGCGGCUCGGAGUGUGGAGUUCUCCUCUCCGGUCUCGUGUUAUCCUCUCCGGUCUCCGGUCUCGGGUCUCCGGUCUCGUGUUGUCCUCUCCGGUCUCCGGUCUCGGGUCUCGGGUCUCCGGUCUCGUGUUGUCCUCUCCGGUCUCCGGUCUCGGGUCUCCGGUCUCGUGUUGUCCUCUCCGGUCUCCGGUCUCGGGUCUCGGGUCUCCGGUCUCGUGUUGUCCUCUCCGGUAUGGCCCACAGCUGCGUGGGUAAAUGCGCUCCGUUAUUCUUCCUCGCGCUGGUCUUUGACGCCGCCGGCCUCGUCGUGCUCCUGGUCGGGGUCUUCGGGAACCUGAGGCUGCACGGCCGCUUCUACGGGGACUUCCUGAUCUACACGGGCUCGGUGAUCAUCUUCCUCAGCCUGGUGUGGUGGGUUCUCUGGUACACCGGCAACGUCCAGCUGUACGCGCGCGAGGAGCGCGCGGGAAGCCUGGACCUGAGCUUUACGCAGUGGGCCAGGAAACUUUCAGAGAGGCUGAGCGGGGUGAAGACUCUGGAGGGAGGAGGACAGAAGAUGAAGAUGAAGGAGCAGCAGCAGCAGCAGCAGGAGGAGAAGAACGUGGGGAACGUGAAGGCGCUGAACGGGACUGUGCGUGCGUCCGCGCCGGCGAGGAUCAGCUGGGAGGACGGUGGCACCGGAGGAGGAACCGACAACCGAGGGUUCGACGGAGGCAGCGAGUGUCCUGAGAAGACCGUGGAGCUGGGAGUGUUGACGGCGGAGAAAGCGGAGAGGCUGCUGUGACCUGAGGAUGGACUGUGCUGCUGCUGCUGCUGCUGCUGCUGCUGCUGCUGCUGCUGCUGCUGCUGCUGCUGCUGCUGCUGCUGCUGCUGCUGCUGCUGCUGCUCAGAAACAGACUGAAAAAAAAACCCUCCACCUUAUGAACUGACGUCACUUUUUUAAAUCAGGGAAAAGUCCAGCACUCGUGUUUUUACACAGUGAACAAACACUGGGGCUGCAUCUUCAGCUUUGUUCAUUUGUUCAAAGAUGAUGUUUUAUACAGUUUUUUUGUUUUGUUCUGUCGCAUAUGUAAAUUAUUUAUUAUUCUUGGGGGAAUAAAGUUUACACUGUACGCCGCCAUUGUUUGAUAUCUGAACACCACAGUAACGCCCAUGCUGUGUGUGUGUGUGUGUUAGGCAUUUUGAUUUGCUUCCUUGUUUGACUUUCAUACACAGGAGCAUCGUUAAUCCAAUUUUAGCUGCUUUUUUUCACUGUUUUAUUUAAAACAUCUUGCACAUUUUGAUGCCAAUACAAGUUCUUGCUCCCACAACUGCAUUUAAAGUAACGCAUACCUCAUAAAAUAUACACUUGCUUAAGUCUACAGCAUCUUAAGAAUGUGUUUGCUGCUUUAUCUCGUUGGUAAAUUAGCUUUUCCAACAGGAAACGGAAGUCUGUAUCCCUGCUCGCUCUCCCACACCAAACCCCAUAGAGAAAAUGAUGGUUUUUAGCUCUCGGGCAGACGGGGAGCUGCUGGUCUGCCGCUGCCCCGUGUGGUCGGUUUGUGUCACGGAUGUAAAUCUGAACAAAGGAUUCUGUUAUUCUGUGACGCUGAAGUCCCAGAAUAACAAGUGUGAACUUCCUGACGAAGGUAGCAGUGGAACAACCACUCCUGCGUGCUGUGAUGUUAAAAUCGCAGUUUUUCUGUAUGGGGUUUGGUGUGGGAGAGCCAGCGAUCUGAAAAAGUGACACAAACUUCAGUUUCUGGUCAUAAGAAAGUUGUGUAAAGGUGAAAUAAAGCUCUGAACACAUUCAUAAGGUGGUGAUUGUGUUGAUUAUAUUAAAUUAGCCUUUUGUGUGUUGGCAAAUAUCUGUAUAAUCUGAAUGUCUGCAAAGGUUGCUUCUCCUGCCAGCAUCUCCCCCAGUGGGAGACUGUCUCAUUGACCCAAGCUCCUCCCCUCAUCUGGACAUUGUGGAAAUCUUCUUCUCCCUGUUGUGACCUCGUCUGACCCCCAGACGAUCUGAGAAAUCCCUGAAAAUCUCCAAAAGAAAAAACUAUUUUCAGGUUCACAUGUGAAAAACAUGUACAAGGUCUUGCCUCGCCUUCCAGGAAAUGUUCCUCCUCCUCCUCCUCCUCCUCCUGUCAGUCAGAGUCAUGACGGGAAGGAGAUGUGAGAUGUAGAUACAGGAAUGUGUGACCUGACUUCUCUCAGACUUACGAGAGGCAGGAGAAAGUGUCCUCCUCACAACAACAUGUGGGUAAACCAGUAAAACUGAAGAAGCGUCCAAACUUCCCUCACUGCUGACAUGGAGUACGCCGCCUAUCUCGGCCGCUGCCUGGUGUUCUUCCUCCUCGCCGUAUUCUUGGAUGUCGCAGGCCUCGUCCUCUUCUUCGUCGGGGUCUUUGCUCCCCUCAGCAUCUGGGUUUCUUCGUCUUCUCUGGGCCGCUGCUCCUUUUCCUCAGCCUGUUCUUCUGGAUCUUCUGGUACAUGGGGAAUCUGGAUGUGCCGUUGCAGGAGUUGCUCCCGGUGUGAGAUGCAACGGAGCAGCUUGUCGCAGGAUGUUCACGUUUUUACGAUAUGAUGUUCACCACGGGAAUAUGAUGGAAUAUGACAAUGGAAGCACAAACGUGGACCUUUUAGUAUGAAAAAAAACCAAAACAUUUUUAUGCUAAACAGGUUGGAUUUUGAAGAAACAUUUGUGGAAUGAUAAAAAAAAAAUACUAAUGCAACAUUUGAUUGAUUUUGUUUUCUGAUUUUAGCUCUUUAACAAGUUCUGGUUCCUUUUCCUGGUUCAGUGAAAGUAAAGUGAACAUAUUUUGUGGUCAAAACUAAACAUUUGAUAUUAUGGUUUGGAAUGCACCUAAAAUAUGUACAAAAACGAGAAUGGAGCCUUGAGGGACGCCACAACGUUUUUCACCACUUUAGAAAGUUUUUAAGUUGCAGUCCUACAAAACUUAAAACAUUCAAAUUAUUGUAUUUAACUUUGAUUUAAUCAUAUUAUUAGCUUUAUAAAUUGUAUUAAAGUAUGAAAUAAUAAUGUUACCACUGAAGUAAAGUUGAAUGUGACUAACAGCACAAACAUGGAACUAUAACAUUAAAUUGAUGACUAAAUUGUAUAAAAGUGUGUUUUCUGAUUUAACAAAUUCGGGUUCCUUUUCCUGGUUCAUUGAAAGUAAACUGAACAUAUUUUGUGAGCAAAACUAAAUAUCGACCUAAUCACGUAGAAAUGUCCAUAAACUGCUGUAAAUCGGGGGAAAACAGUGGCCCAAGAAUGGAGCCUUGAGGAAUGCCACAACAUCAGUCAUUUUAAGAAACAAUGAAUGGAUUAAAAUAAAACAAUUUUUUGUAGUCCUAUAAAUCUGUCUUAAAUCGUU